Radiomyces spectabilis is the source of this 715-nucleotide messenger RNA. RefSeq lists its product as uncharacterized. The record is from RefSeq and is a predicted model, not a curated record. The transcript has 2 exons. NCBI's taxonomy places the organism in Eukaryota, Fungi, Mucoromycota, Mucoromycetes, Mucorales, Radiomycetaceae. The coding region runs from base 177 to 632 and encodes 151 amino acids.
CGUACAAAGCAAGUGGAAGCACAGAUGGAAUCUUACUCCUUGUACUCUUUUUAGGUCCAUGCUUCGAUGCAGUCCGGGAAGUGGUGGAAUCGGCGCAACAUGCCAGCUCCCAUGAGCGAGGUAAAUACAUGGCACUCUUUUCUUCCAAAGUAAAUACAGUAAUAAAAUGAAACUAUAUGGUAGCCGUCAUGUCUAUGACAACUUGUCAACAACACCUAUCUGCGAUGGAUAUCGACGAAGAAGUAGUGGAAGUUGUCGAAUCAGUCAACUUUGAAGACCUCUGUGAAGCUUUGCUCUAUUUACAGGGCGAAAAUCUAUUCCGUGCUGCUUUCCUGGAUUCUUACCCAGGUGGUCGCGGUUUCUCCUCCAUCGGCAGUCCGGCGUCGGAACGGUCAAGUGAGUUUCAAUAUCAUUCUGCUCACUUGGUUGGGGAUCAUAUCCCUUCCGUUGGUCCGUUGGCUCUAUUUACGCUGGCCAACUUUUCCUUCACGUUACAGAAGCCCAAUCACUUUGGCGUUUCCUUUGCUAGUCUAAAGGAAUCCGUAGAGCUGUGCAAAUUUCCCAACUUUCGCUUGGCUGAAUUUGGCUUCAAGGCGUUGGAAGGCCAGCAAUUAUUUCCCUUUGCUCGGUGAUUCUUCCACCGUGCUGCCUUUACAAGUGGAUACCUUCGUCGACUGCGUUCUUUUGCCCGCGAUUGAAUUGGCAUCUCCUUUUG